Molecule: messenger RNA, 1618 nt
Organism: Ectocarpus sp. CCAP 1310/34
Lineage: Eukaryota; Phaeophyceae; Ectocarpales; Ectocarpaceae
Source: the annotation of a GenBank genome assembly
UCCAAUACGUCGUGGACUGCGCUCGAACGUGGUGCUCGGAGCACCGCUUCAUAUACGGGGGACCGAUGCCCUGCCAGAUUCUGAGCAGGCGACUCGCCGACCUAAUCCAUUCUUGUACUACGCGCGGAGGCAAGCGGCCUCUUGCUGUCGACAUCCUAGUUGGAGGGGUUGAUGACCACGCGGGCGCCAGCCUCCAUCGAGUGCAGGCAACAGGCGCGUUCCAGCGGUACCGAGCGUUCGCCGCGGGCGGCGGCGGAGCUGCUGCCACCGCCCGCCUUGCGGCAGCAGCGGACAAGGUGGCGGACGCUAGAGAAGUACAAGACGACGACGACGACGGGUUGCGACAGGCGUCAGACGAUGCGGUGCCGGGCUAUCUGUCCGGGGAAACACGGCAAGGCGUCCCCGUUGAUGCCACCACCACCUCCGCUGACGGAGCUUCUAGCGGUGAGGACGGGGGAAGGGGUGAUGCCGAGGAUAGCGCAACCGUAGCUGCAGCAGCAGCAGGAGUAGACGCAGCAACAACGGAAGCGGGGGGGCGAGCGGGGGGACGGGAAGGGCAAGGGCGCGGUACUCUCGCGCCCGAGCACCGCGCAGCCCUGAAGCGCGCGGUCGCAGCGCUGUGGGAGCCCGCGGGUGGCGGCGGCGGCGGCGGCGGCGGCGACGGUGACGGUGGUUCAGCCGGGGGGGAGGAACGUCACGGAAGGGAAGCCGCGACCCGCGGUGGCUUGAGGGCCGCCGAGCUGACAGCCACGGUGUACGGGAUCCAGCGGCAAGCAUCGGUGGAGUCGCCGAAGGAAGAGCGCGGCGGCGGCGAGAGCCUUGGCGACCCUGUGGGUGAUGCUGGUUUGGGGGGCGGGGAGGGGGAGGGGGCAUGGGAGCAAGGAGUCGGGUGCUCCCGAGAGGAGAUGGAGAGCAUCUUGCUCGAGCUAGAGGCAGAAGACGAAACGACCUCAAGAGGAAACUGGCGAUAGGAUACUAUUAGUGUGUGGAUGCUGAAAACAAUGUGGGUUUGGAAGGUCCCGAUAGACGCGUGUGUUGGCGACCAUGGCGAUAUUCCUUCGCUCAUGGUCCUCUAUCGCAACACUUAAUGGGUGUGGCAGUGUACGUGAAAGUCCUGUAGUAUCUACCAUGGCAGGUAGUAGUUCUUUUUGCCUAGAUAAUCUGGGUGCGGGAUUCUUUUCAGUGUGUACGGCCCUGUUAAACGAGAAACGGCCUCACGUGAAAUGCCCGAGAGGGGGUAGGAGGUGACAACCUUGGGGCGGUACCCAGCAGCAGUAGUAGGAUUCAACGGCAGCGAGGCAUGUACAGCAGUAGUCCACGCUGGGGUUUGUGAGGUUCAACUCGCUGGUGACCUUCAGAUCUCGAAGGCAAUGCGUGUGAGAGAUUUAGAGAGGGAGAGACGCGCGGUGGACGUGAGCACGCUAUUCAACGAGAUGUAAGUAGUCAGUCCUUUCUCUAGGCAUAUGCAUCCCACAAAAGAGGUACUACAACCAGCGAGUUCAUUGACCCUUCGGAUGAAGCGAUGUGCUUGGCAAGAUGGUUGGACUCUGGCAAAGGUGCCGUGGUAGAAGGAGCGGAGAUGUGGAAGACCCUUGUUCCGUUGUUACUCAGUGUUGUU